GUCAACCAACCCAAUGCUGCCACUAAGUGUCCCAAGCCACCCCCUCUCCUGCCCCCACCGACGGUCUUUCAGAAUCAAGCACUUCAGCCAGCACAGCCGGUUACAGCUGGUGAACUCCACGGGCGCGGACACCGGGGAGUACAGCUGCUGGGCUCGAGACUGCCAGGAUGCCGCCUGCACGGAGGGCGAGGACCGCCAGGGGAAGACCUUCAUCUUCGUCACAGACCCAGAAGAACUCUUUGUCCCCACAGACAAUUAUUAUGAGGUGAUACAGUUACGCAGUCAUCAACCAGUCCUGCUUCCCUGCCAGGUGACCAACCCCCUGGCCCAGGUGACGCUGCAUCGAGAGUUCCCCCCAGAGGAGGUCCCAGUGGAUGGUACGGACAUCUCCUUUGAUGUGAAGAAGGGCUUCACCAUCCACCGGCCCCGAGCUUCCUUGGCUGGCUCCCUCUUCUGCUUGGCCAGCCUACGAGGCAUGAGACAAAUCUCUACCAAGUACAUGCUGAUCUACAUCAACUACCCAUCAUCGUCCCCCAAACCCACCAUCCAAGCUUCAACAACAUCGGUCCUCCUGGGAGAGAACUUCAGUGUGGCCUGCACGGUUCUGAGUGAGCCAGAGAUUGCUGUGGACUUCCGUUGGGAAUAUCCGGGGCAGAAGAUGGGCCGACCCCCCUAUGUCAGCGAGUGGGCUGACGUGGUCCACAAGGAGGGCCAGGCUCAGCAGGAGGCAGGGAGCACCCUGUAUGUGGAAGAGGCCCGGGCUGGGGACGCUGGCGUCUACACCUGCCGGGCCACCAACCUUCAGGGCACUGGGAUGGCCACCACCCGUGUCCAUGUGACCCGGAGCCCUUGAGUCUCCCCUGCCCCUUCCUAGUCCCUCCCUGACUGCAGGCAUCUGCAUAUGAGCAGUGGGCAGAAGCAGGGGUAGGUAAUUGUGUGAACUUUGGUGUUUUAUAUGCCAAGGAGGUGCCCCCCUUGGGGAGAAAGAACCUUAGCCUUCACCCCUUACACUCUCCCAUCUCUACUUUCACCCCUCACUUCAUGUUCACUGCCUCACGCCCUGCCCUGACCUGCUCUGAAAGCCAGCUCCAUUCCAACCCCAGGUGCAGGGCUGGGCAAAGCCAGGGCCAGGGGGGCACCAGCACCCCGGGAGGAAGCCUAGACCCUGCUGAGCCACCCAGGCCCCAGGAUUAUUCCUCACAGAUGUCUGCCCCUGGCAGAGGUCAUCAGCAGGAUCCACCUCUUCCCUCUCCCAGGAAAACACAGAGGCCAAGAGAAUACUAUUGUGUUUCUAUUUGGUUUCCAUAGCUUGUCUGCCCCAGGGUGAGGCUAAGACCACAGUUUAUCUCUCCAGGCACCACAGGCUACACAGGGAAACCCUGUGCUCCCCACAACCUGCCCCCUUUCCAGCCCUGCCCCGCCCAUAGAAACAGGCUUUCCAAAGGGCAUUCUGCAGCCGCUGGAAGCGCUCUGAACG
Messenger RNA from Myotis lucifugus (little brown bat), 1477 nucleotides. Its product is annotated as platelet-derived growth factor receptor-like protein. The record is from RefSeq and is a predicted model, not a curated record. Bases 14 to 853 code for a protein of 279 amino acids. The transcript is spliced from 4 exons. Lineage: Eukaryota; Metazoa; Chordata; Mammalia; Chiroptera; Vespertilionidae.